Molecule: messenger RNA, 1249 nt
Organism: Calidris pugnax (ruff)
Lineage: Eukaryota; Metazoa; Chordata; Aves; Charadriiformes; Scolopacidae
Product: chromosome unknown open reading frame, human C5orf47
Exons: 5
Coding region: 1-558 (185 amino acids)
Source: RefSeq, a predicted model, not a curated record
AUGGAUCCCAGCCGCAGCCAGGGCAGGCCACGGAUGCAGCUCGUUUAUGUCAACAGCUUUGGCUCCCACCGCUGCGGCUCCGUCAUCCGCUAUGGCAGGGGGUGUCCGCAGGCUGAGGCGGGCCGGGCUGCGCCCCCGCUUUCCCAGCCGAGCCCCACCAGGGAGACCCAGGGGCUGAGGGCCACCCCGGCGCCAGGGGACAUGGCCGUCCCUGGGCCGCACACUGCCGGUGGCAGGGGGCAGGCGGUGGGGAGCUGUGGCAUGGUGAAGGCCAUCAGCCGCCACCGUGGUGACCUUCGAGAGGCUAAGGCUGACACCUUUGACUUUCCCUUUCCUUCAAGAAAUGUUGAUAAAGCAAUUAAGCGGAAGAAGAAAAAGUCCAAAGUCUGGCUUAAGGUUUGGAAAGUAAUUUCAAAAAUGCUUGAAGAAAAUGAAAAGUUCAGAAGUCGACUCUUGACUUGCAGCCAGGUUAAUGGAGAAGGCAAUGGUAUAAACCAAAGUUCACAGAAUGAGGCAUCCUACCUGGACAGGGAGGAGUCCAUCUUCGGCUGGGUAUAGGAAGAAAAUAAAGGAAGAUUCAAUCCAAAAGAAAAUACAAAAGUAGUGAAUGUUUUAUUUUGGCCUAGUUCUUACUGAAGUUGGUGGCAAGACUGCAAGAGAUUUCAGUGAACACAGGUUCUUUGUUUGGCAUAUGUGCUUCUACUGUUUAAGAGGUUUGUUUUUACAGUGGCUUAAACAGCUCUGUUGCGAGAUAUUUAUUUCAAGUCAUUAAGUCUAGUGUUUCACUUAGCUAUUAGUUUUCAAAAGCUUUUUAAUGAUCAUAAUAUUGUGACAGUUUGCUUGCAAAAGAAUAGAGAUACACAUUUAGCGUUGACUCUGUAUUUAUAUCUAUUUUUGUAGCUUGUCAGAACCAUAAACAAACACAAAUUCAGUAAGGCAGAACUCCACGCAAGAUAUAAAGAAACACUUUUUUUCCUUACUGAUUUGAAUAAAUUUGACUUUAUUAUAUUAAAAUAAUACACAAUUGCCCUUCUGUUCAUUCAUCCAUUUAUACAUGAAUCUCAGCAAAUGUUUUGAAUAUGAAACCAGGUGAAUGUUUUCUGUCUUAUUGUUCAUCGUGAAGCACAUAAUGAUACCAUCAUAAUCAGAAGGUAUUGUUUAUCUACCUGACUUCAAUAACAUGAUAUAAUUUUCUCCUGUUGUGGAGUUUCAUACUUGAACUCUUGAUUGACUGUUAAACCCUUUUAAA